Molecule: messenger RNA, 7064 nt
Organism: Mya arenaria
Lineage: Eukaryota; Metazoa; Mollusca; Bivalvia; Myida; Myidae
Product: serine/threonine-protein kinase Nek9-like
Exons: 32
Coding region: 535-4884 (1449 amino acids)
Biological process (GO): protein phosphorylation
Molecular function (GO): ATP binding; protein binding; protein kinase activity
Source: RefSeq, a predicted model, not a curated record
UUCCUGUCAAAAUUUCAAAGUGAAAUUAUGCUUGUAUAAAAGAACUAUUUCUUUGUCACUGACAUGGUUUGAUCGACUUCUGUCAAUAAAGCAUUGCCAUUUUGAAACCAUAUAGCAGGAACCCGUUAUCUUUCUGCUCAAUAUACUAAGCGCUGGUAUCUCUCAUUCUUGGCUAGGAAAACAACAAGUGGGAUAUGGACGCGUAGAGUCGCCAAAUCAAAAAUCGCCAAAAACUGAAGCGGUUGUUUAUAUGGACUAGUUAAAUCGUACUGUAGUCUAAAAUAAUAGACGUGUUAUACGGAAUUCUUCCAAUCCCUAAUGGAUUUGCCAUCGCAAAAAUCAUACUAAAAUCUGUCAACAUACAAUUAUUUGGGCAAAGUCGUACUGCUGCCCAGUUAGCAGGUCAAUAAUUUUCUGAACAGUGUUGAAGUAAAAAUAGUGUUACAUAACAGAUGAGAGUCUACAUCCAUAUUCUUUAAAUAGUGUAAGAACUGUAUUGUGAAUCUAUAGUGAUAUAUUACUUGUAUUACAAGUAUGUCUGAAUCUUCUGGAGGUCUUAGUGACAAUGUAAGAGCAGUGGCAGUGAACCACCCUAAUUUUAUUCCUGAUCCUGGAGCACAGAGCAAGAUUUUCAAGGCUAGUGUGGACAAUGACUUGCGCUCAAAGCCUCCUUCAGGAGCUAUUAGCUCUCAUGUGGAUGGAAAUUCCAAGCCAAAACAUGUCCGCAGUGUUUCGCAUGACUAUAGUAACAACAGAGGUUCGGUAGGGUCGUUUGGCUCAUGUGACAGCAAGACUUAUGAUGAAGAAGUGGUGAUAUCGUACCAGGAUGAGGCUUUGGAUAUUGAAGACCAGGGUGCAGGCAACAAGGAUGAAGAUGUGGAGAAAACUGCCCCCAUCAGACUGGUGAUUGUGUCAAGCAAGGUUCGCAACACCUCUGCAAUCCGCAUGGCCCUCCAGCCGAAUGUUGUCUUCAUCCAGUAUAGAUACUACACCUCCACACUUGAUGCCAUACUUGAGCUGGUUUCUCGAAGUCUUGGUAGCAGAAAGUGUGAGAGCAUGGCCUUUAUCCUCAGCUGUUCUGGGCUAUCCAUGCAAGUGUGUGGCAAGGAUGACAAGCUCCAACUGCUCAACAAGGAAAGCAUAAUGGAGAAGAAGUCGCUGAGGGAGUUUUUCACUAGCCUCGUCCAGAAGCAUGUAGACAACGGGAACACUGGGGCGAGGCUGGAUUUCCUCGCGUGUAGUCUCUUCCUGCAAACAGAUGGGGGAUCGGUGGACCGGGAGAUAGAGGCUUGUGUUGGGGUUCCAGUGAAGUUGUAUAAAGAUCUUGGAGGUAGCGAAUCAGCAAAAAGUAACAACUCCGAUGAUGGUACAAAAUCUCCAAGUGUGGGUGAACAGUAUUUCCGGCUGGAAAAACUACGAGGCUGGAGCGGCCAGCAACAGCAGACACUAGCUGGAUUCGAGAAAAUCAAGAUUGUUGGCAAAGGUGCGUAUGGAGCUGCUGUGCUAUACAAGAAAAAGGAUGAUGACUCUCUGGUCAUACUGAAGGAAAUCAACCUGCACGAUCUCAAGGCUGCGGAGAGACAGAUGGCUCUCAAUGAGGUGAACAUCCUUGCUAUGUUGGAACACCCAAACAUCAUCAGCUACUUUGACUCGUUUGAGGAGGAUGGGGUGAUCAUGAUAGAAAUGGAAUAUGCAGAUGGAGGGACCUUAGCCCACCAUCUUUCUAGCCUAGAGAAGCCGUUUGAAGAAAGAGACGUGAUCACCAUGUUUCAGCAGAUUGUUUCCGCUAUACGAUAUAUACACGAGCAUAACAUCCUCCAUAGAGACCUGAAGACGGCCAACAUUUUCCUUACGAAGGAGGGUGUAGUGAAGGUUGGAGAUUUCGGCAUUUCCAAGAUGAUGUCAACUGCUAACAAGGGAGCUAACACUGUCCUUGGAACGCCCUACUACAUAAGUCCUGAGAUGUGUGAGGGUAAGCCGUACAAUGACAAGUCAGACAUCUGGGCCCUAGGAUGUAUUUUAUACGAGAUGGCGUGUCUCCAGAAAACAUUUGAGGGCACAAACUUACCAGCGCUUGUCAACAAAAUCAUGAAGGGCCAGUUUGCUCCAGUGAAGGGCAACUAUUCCCAGGAUUUCAAAGAUCUCGUCAUGCUGAUGUUGUCACAGGAUCCAGCCGUCCGACCGUCUGCUCAUGAUCUCCUAUACACCCAUAUACCAAAGCUCUUGAAGCAGUUUGAGGAAGAGACGACCACUGACCAGGAUGAAGAUUUGGACAGCCACAGAGACCCACAACAUGCCUCACCCAAGAAGAAAACCAGGUCAAUACUGUACUACUUUGACAGUGCUUCUGCUGAGUUGACACCUAUUGAGUUAAACCCAAAAGUCAAGAUAAGAACUACGGCAGUUGGAGCAGACCAUGUGAUUGUUGUGACCACAGAGAGUCAGGUGUAUACGUGGGGGGAUGGCUCAAAAGGUCAGCUAGGACACGGUGACCUCACCUCAUUGGCUAAACCUAAACUGGUGGAGGCACUGACAGGGAAAUCCAUUACAAGAGCAUGUUGUGGUGAGGGCUUUAGUGUGUUCACGAGUGACCGAGGGAUUGUGCUCACAUGUGGGGAUGGAAGCCAGGGAUGUCUCGGGCAUGCUGAUUGGUCAGCUGCAUAUAGGCCACGCCUCAUUGAGUCAUUGCUCAGUGUGGAUGUGAUCGCCGUGGCCUGUGGUCCCUCCCAUGUUGUGGUUGUGGGGAGUGAGGGGGAGAUCUUCUCCUGGGGCAAUGGGGCAGCUGGUAGGCUUGGACUGGGGACAGAGGAUAACCAUUGUCAGCCAAUGAAGGUUACAGUUACAGAGUCAGUGUUGAUUCGGGAGGUAUUUUGUGGGUAUGACGGCACAAUGUUGCUAACAGACGAAGGGUGUGCAUUUGCGUGUGGUAGUAAUCAGCACAAUAAACUGGCACUCAACAACAGACGAGGCUUCAUUGCGGCCAUGAGGAACAUUUUUACCAGGACUGAAGUUGACGGUCAGAAAGUGCCGACCAUGGUUCGAGCACUGAGACAUCGCAUGAUAGACAUUUCCAUGGGUCGGCAUCAUACAGCGGUCAUUGUGGAGUCAGGCACUGUGUGGUCGUUUGGCAGGAAUGUUGAAGGUCAACUCGGGGUAGGGGAAACUAAACCUGUCGACGCUCCGGUGGAGGUUAAGGCAAUGAUGGACAAAAAUAUUGUGAGGGUCCAGUGUGGUGAACAUUACACUGUUGCCAGCACCAAUGAGAAUGAGAUCUACUACUGGGGUCUCCGAUUUAAGGACCCUUCCACAGUUUCCCAGGCAACCGAUGACCUUGGCUCAAGGUCAAGUGUUGCUGAUGGUAAGAAGGAUGACAUGAGGGUGGAGUCAGUGACGCCCAGGAAUGCGGGCCAUUCUAGGCAGCUUAGCACAACUAGUGGCAUCAGUAUUCCUAGUGUUGACGGUGCGAGCCUUACUGAUCGAGAGAUGGAUGGAGAUGGUGGUGUGGAUAGACAGACCAGCCUGGAUACGGGUGACAACAGUGUGGCUGACAGUGGAAUAGUGGGAGAUAGUACUGGGAACACAGAAAAUGCAGCACGAACUGGCUUCAGACCCCUCAGCAAUGUGCCUCGACGGUCCACUAGUGCCAGUAGUCGAGAUGGUAAGGAGAAAGAGAAAGAUUCCGAAGGAGGUUCACCGGAUGCCUCUGAGAUCAUCUUCCCGCCAGACCACCUUAUGAAGAUUGUUCCAAGUGAGGAGAUGCUAACUUUAAGCUCGUUUAUUUGUCAUGGAGAGAACAUCUUCAUACAUGUGGAGACUACAGCCCCACCGCCUAGAAAACGUACUAGGAAGAAACGAGGCAUAAGGAAGCGAUACAGUGGUUCUACCCUGCCGGUGCCCAGCGCAGGUGCAGGAAUGUCUGCGUCCAGCCGAGAGGCAGGAGAUGAAUACUCAUCAGAGACCUCAGAGAUUGACACACAGGUACCUUCCUGGUUGAAAAAUGAGCUGGACCAGACCAAACUGAGUGUAUCGGAGAUGGUGAAAGCUGACCUCAAGACUGAAGAGUCAGAUGGCCAUCUAGCAGACGACACGAGUGGCCAAUCAGAAGAGGACAGGAAACCCAAGACGUUUGACACUUCCAUGUCCAGUAUACAGAUUAACAGGGACCUCACACCAUGUAAACUGCCACCUGAUAAGAAUCUAACUCCCAGGAACAGUGACCUUAGGCCUUCUAUAGUCAUUAAGACCUCACCCUGCGAGAGCAAGACGUGGGGUGUCGCCACAGAGAGUGAAGAAACCUCUACCCACUCUGACAGCAGCAACAAGGACCUUAAGCUCUCCAGUAGGGCAAAGACAGACAUGCUUGGAUACACAAGUGGGAAAGGGCCUAGGCAAGGUACAGUUGGAGCUGGACAGAGGGUGAAAAGUGCCUCCAACUCUUCACAGUGGGCGCAUAACAGGUUCAGGCAGAAUAGAGGCCAUGUCAGACAAGAUGUUGCAUUAAAAGAGCAGCUGGCAGCACGAGGGUUUGUCUCUGAUGUCACCGUGAAACGAAGGGAAGAGGCUCUCAUCGGCGAGUUACGAGCGACUCGUGAGGAGAAAGCCCAAGCUGAGUUGCGUCUCCAGGAACUUGAACGGGAUCAUAUUGCCCGUCAGGAGCAACUGAGGCGAGAGACUGAAUACAGAGCUAAAGAGCGAGAGAAAGGCCUACAGGAACAGAUUGAACUCCUAAAGACGGAGCUACAAUCCCAGACCUCACAGCUCAAGGAUAACCAAAGGGUCGUAAACUCAAUGCAGGAGCAGCUAAUCAAACUACAGAACAAGAAAAAGCUAAGUGCUGGAAGAGUUAGUGGGUCCUCAGAAAGCAGAAUUUGUGUGAUACAGUGAUAUUCCAGGUUGUGAACUAUGUUGCCCUCUCAUUGUAGUAAUGAUAAAUGUCGUGGAUUAUACUACUCUGUCAUUGUAGUCAGAAGAAAGGUUGUGAACUACAUUACUCUCUAAUUGUAGUCUGUAGAAAGGUCGUGUACUACAUUACUCUCUAAUUGUAGUCAGAAGAAAGGUCGUGUACUACAUUACUCUCUAAUUGUAGUCAGAAGAAAGGUCGUGAACUACAUUACUCUCUAAUUGUAGUCAGAAGAAAGGUUGUGAACUACAUUACUCUCUAAUUGUAGUCAGAAGAAAGGUUGUGAACUACAUUACUCUCUAAUUGUAGUCUGAAGAAAAGUUGUGAACUACAUUACUCACUAAUUGUAGUCAGAAGAAAGGUUGUGAACUACAUUACUCUCUAAUUGUAGUCAGAAGAAAGGUUGUGAACUACAUUACUCUCUAAUUGUAGUCAGAAGAAAGGUUGUGAACUACAUUACUCUCUAAUUGUAGUCAGAAGAAAGGUUGUGAACUACAUUACUCUCUAAUUGUAGUCAGAAGGAAGGUUGUGAACUACAUUAUUCUCUCAUUGUAGUCUGAAGAAAGGUUGUGGACUACACUACUCUCUCAUUGUAGUCAGUCUGAGAAGAAUAAAUUGUAGAAAACAAUGUUUUAAAUCAGGGUACAAAAACUACAAUAUUAUUUACUGCUGUAAAUGUGUUUAAUGUAGUUACUAGUACAUUACAUAUGAAUAUCAAUACGAUACUGCACAUUUAAUGAAUGCAUGUGUGUCUUCUUACCUGAAUGUACUGAAGUUGUGUGUGUGUGUGUAUUGCCCUAUAUGUAAAUGUACUCUUACAUUGAGAUCAGCCUACUGAGAACAUUUUCAAGCAUCAGAAGUUUGAUAAUGGUUAUCCAACUCAUAGUAACAUGACUCUGGUGGACGAGAAUGGCUGAGAAGAGCCACUACAACAAAUGUUCAUAGGUGCAGACUUAUACAUAACUGAGCUAAUUUCAUGUUAAGAUUUUGUUACCACUGUGAUGUGUUUUUUUAUUGAUGCUCCAUGCAUUGAGUGAUAUAUUAUUAUUUUUUGUUUUUACAGCUUAUUUUUCAGUUGUCAAUUGAAAGUGCACACUUUUGUCACAAGUUAUUUACAUUCCAUUUUGAUAUUAUAUAUAUUGUAUUAUUACAUAUAUUUACAGUGACACUAGUUAACAUUCCAUUUUGAUAUAUAACAGUUACAAUGUAUUGAUUAUACCAAGACUGUAUGUUUAUAUGUUUACUUGUACAAUUAUACUUGUAUAUCCAAUGUGCUGGCCACAUGAUCUUUACGUUUACUGUUGCUGAAUCUUAGCUUUAUACAGAUUUUACAUCUCUAUGUAUUCUGACUGUUUUGCUUACUUUUUGUUUAAUGUCAAGUGUAUCAAUGUAUUGAGCUAGUCUUAAUUUUCCCAUAACAACUGACUAUCUUUGUCUUGAACUGCUGGUUGGCUGAGGCUUUGACAUUCUUUUCAUGAACUCGGAGUGUUUAUUAACACGUAGCUAUAACCUCUGUCACUUGAAAAGAAUGAACUCCUGCUUUGAUAUCAUAUGACUUGUGAAAUAUAUUGUGACAUUGUUCCUAUUUAAAAUACGAAUAUUCUUCAGCUGUAUCAAAGGGGUCAUUUCUACCAACAAUCUAACAUAAAAAGCUAUGUUUUACUGCAGUCUAACAAUGUCAGAAAAUCUUUUAGGCUAAAUGUCACUAUAAAUGUACAGGUCAUAUGACACCAAAGCAGGAGUUCAUUCCCUUUAAGUGACUGUGGCUACAAAAUAUUUGGUUCCGAUUGCUCUGCCCCCCCCCCCCCCCAAUCUCCUUAAAAAUAGGGUUGUUAGGUCUGCAUUUUCUAUUUGAAGUAGAUUUGUGUUUUAAUUUUCACUCUUAAAACCGGCACCAUUUAGUAUUUGUUGACGUUAACUAGAGCUUUCUUUAAAGACAGAACAUUUACCGUCUGCCCGACGCAAGAAACUACUGAAAAUGUUUAAAACAAAAGGAGAAAAAAAUAAUGGUUGUCCGGUGGCAACUAAAAAAUUAGGUCGUGUUAAAAAUAGGGCCAAUUGUUGCUUUGAUGUUGAGCACUGUUAUUGAUUUUGUAUAAUUUACUUGUUAAUGUAUUUCAAAAAGAAAAUGUGUUAUUGAAUUUAUGCAAUAAAAUGCUGAAGU